Molecule: messenger RNA, 6264 nt
Organism: Myxocyprinus asiaticus (Chinese sucker)
Lineage: Eukaryota; Metazoa; Chordata; Actinopteri; Cypriniformes; Catostomidae
Product: mitogen-activated protein kinase 9-like
Exons: 12
Coding region: 287-1552 (421 amino acids)
Biological process (GO): JNK cascade; protein phosphorylation
Cellular component (GO): nucleus; cytoplasm
Molecular function (GO): ATP binding; JUN kinase activity
Source: RefSeq, a predicted model, not a curated record
AGAGCCGUCGAAAAUUACUGUCCCACCACCAACCUCCGCCCCUGCUGCCAGUCAUGCCACUGACAGACGUGCAAUACUCUAGAUGUUACAGUCAAAUCUCUUAAAAGAGAGGCCAUCUGACUUAACCAUCGUUUUGGCCGACGGUGUUUGGUGUGGAUGCGAUAAACGCCGACACUUCCGCGGUUCGGAGGAUCUGAUUGCUGGCGUAUGUAUGGGAGUGAAGUGGGGAAAGCGAGGAGAAGAAGAGGAGGUUUGAUUUGUCUAGAGGCACUCAGUGGGAGGAGCCAUGACUGAGGGGGAGGGGCAGUUCUACAGCGUGCAGGUGGGUGACUCCACCUUCACCGUGCUCCGGAGGUACCAGCAGCUCCGUGCCAUCGGUUCUGGUGCCCAGGGUAUCGUCUGCUCUGCUCUGGACACCAUCCUUGGCUUCCCAGUUGCGGUGAAGAAAUUGAGCCGACCAUUUCAGAACCAAACCCAUGCAAAGCGGGCAUACAGAGAGCUGGUUCUGCUCAAGUGUGUUAAUCACAAAAAUAUCAUCCGUUUACUUAACGUCUUCACACCUCAGAAGUCACUGGAAGAAUUCCAGGAUUUGUAUUUGGUGAUGGAGCUGAUGGACGCUAGUCUUUGUCAGGUGAUCCACAUGGAUCUGGACCAUGAGAGGAUGUCCUACCUGCUGUACCAGAUCCUGUGUGGCAUCAGACAUCUGCACUCAGCUGGCAUCAUACACAGGGACCUAAAGCCCAGUAACAUAGUAGUGAAGUCGGACUGCACUUUAAAGAUCUUAGACUUUGGGCUGGCCAGAACCGCCUGCACUAACUUCAUGAUGACACCCUACGUGGUGACCAGAUACUACAGGGCACCAGAGGUCAUCCUGGGCAUGAAAUACAAGGAGAAUGUGGAUAUCUGGUCAGUUGGCUGCAUCAUGGGUGAAAUGGUGAAAGGGAGCGUCAUAUUCCAGGGCACUGAUCAUAUUGACCAGUGGAAUAAGGUGAUCGAGAUACUGGGCACCCCCUCUCUGGAGUUUAUGAACCGUUUGAUGGAGACUGUUAGAAACUAUGUAAUGAACAAACCCCAGUUUCCAGGAGUCAGUUUUAAUGAGCUUUUCCCCGACUGGGCCUUUCCUUCAGAAACUGAGCAUGACAAGAUCAAAACUAGUCAAGCACGCGACCUGCUGUCAAAAAUGCUGGUGAUCGACCCUGAGAGCCGCAUCUCUGUGCAGGAGGCUCUUAGUCAUCCCUACAUUCACGUGUGGUAUGACCCAGCCGAGGCUGAUGCGCCUCCUCCACAGAUAUCAGACAAGCAGUUGGAGGAGAGGGAACACAGCAUUGAGCAAUGGAAAGAGCUGAUUUAUAAAGAGGUAAUGGACUGGGAGGAGAGGAACAAGAAUGGAGUGCUGAAAGAGGAGUGUUUAGAUGGCACGGUGAACAACAGCGCCACCGCCUCCCAGUCCUCCUCUAUUAACGACAUCUCGUCCAUGUCGACGGAGCAGACACUGGCCUCCGACACCGACAGCUCUUGCAUCGACACUCUCACUGGAGCGUUAGAGGAGUGACAGUGAGGCCUGGCUUCCACCUCCCCUGCUCUUCAAACUUAUGUCACAUCCCUUCCCCUUGUCUAUGUGGGCCAUGUUGUAAUCUUGACUGAAGAGAACUGUGAUUGCAUGUUCACGUGGCUUCAAGUUUACAAUCUUUUUCUUCGCUCUCACUUUUAAGGGGCCUUUUGUCUUUCUGUUCUUUCUUUUCCAACUCUCAUAUUAAAACGCAGAUGUUUAAUAGUAGCUUUUAGAAAUCUUGAUUAUAUUAUACAACAACAACAACCCAGAUUUGCCUUUUCAAUGGGCCUUAUUUAUCCAUUUCACUGUUCAAAGGGAUAGUUCACCUAAAAAUGAACAUGUUUUCAUAAUUUACUCAACUCAGUGUUGUUCCGAACUUGUAUUACUUGCUUUCUUCCUUGGAACAUAAAAGAAGAAAAAUAGAAGAAAAUGUUUGUCUGGUCCCAACACAAAGAUAUGAUAUGGCUUCAGAAGACUUAGAAAAUAGUGCACAUGUCAUAUGGACCACUUUUAUUUGAAAUAUGAAAUCUCCCAGUCCCCAUUUGUUGUAAUUGCAUGUAAAAGAGCAACCCGCUACAUUCUUCAAAACAUCUUUUGUGUUUCAGAGAAGAAAGAUUUGCAACAACAUGAGGGGGAAUCAAUAAUGACAGAAUUUUCAUUUGUGGAUGAACUCUCCCUUUAAUCCAUCUUUACUCAUUUCUUUUAGAUUAAAAAAAAAAAAACUACCUUUAUGGAUGGACAAAUAUGAAUUAGAUUACCGCGUUAAUGCAUUCACACAUUCACAUUUACUGUCAUGUGAACUAAUAUGAACUGCCAUCUUUUAGAAAGUAACCUACUGCAGCAGCUUGUGUAAUAAUAUUUAGGAUCAAUGCCAUCAUUUACAGUAUGUCUUCUCUUUCUUUUUCUCUCUGUCUGUGCGAUGUUGCUUUUAUUGCCUUUCAUUUCAUCACCUAAAAGAAGCACAGAUAUGAAUUAUUGGACAACAUUGGCUGUGUCUUGUUUGGAAGGCUGCGUUCUAGGUAGGACGCGUCCUUUGAAGGGUGCAGUUUACCGAGCGUCCUCCUUUAAACAAGUCUUAUUUAAACGAGACGGCCUUCGUAGGACAAACGGAAACGGAAUGUAUCAUGGUUGCUAUGACAGCACAGUUGCUAUGAGGUACAUUUUAGGAGAGUUAUAAUGAUGUAAAGAGAAAAGAAAAUAGAUUUUACAGGUGUACUUUUAGUCUAAUACUUUAUUUUAAUUAUAUAUUAAUAUAAUUAUACAUAUUAUAUACUCUGCACCCAUCUACUGAGGUACUUCAACUUGGGAAUUACCAUUACUUGUGUUUGAACAUCACGAAGGAUACACCUCAUGCAUCCUCCGAAUUCCCUUGAAAGUAGGUCGCAUUUGAAGGCUGCAUUCGAAGUGUCCUACUCGCUUUUAUGAAACGAGAAAGCCUCGAUGAAGUAUGCGACCUCCGGAGGACGCAGCCUUCCAAACGAGACACAGCCAACAUAGCUAGUCAGCCCCUCUGGAACAAAUCCCUGUUACAAAUAUUGCUGCAUGUUAUUAACAAAGAACACUUACUAGAAAGACAGACUACAGUCUGUAACUACAGAUCACUGAAAUAUGCCUGAACACAGCUAGAAUCAGAACAGCAGUGCCUGCCUCUGUACAUAGUCACCGUACACACGUUUUCAUAGAGAAUCUAAUAAUGCAUUUCAGAUGGUUAGGGUGUAGUCAUGUGUGUGUGUAUAUAUACGUACAUAGAUUUUGUGUCAAUGUUCAGAUUUACUUUCGUUGUGCUGCGGAAACACACUUUUGCAGCAAAUAUGCUACGAAUAUGCUUUAGCAUAUGUACUGUAAAAACAACAUACUGUAUGUCGAUGGAACUUGAAAUUGCACAUAUAGGUUUUAGAGUGAGCAAAUUCCUUUUAAAAUGAGCAAAAAAUUAACUUGCAUCUGGAUCUGAAAUGUCCUUAUCAAAGCUCCUUCUCAAUGUCAUUCCAAAAGUAAUCACCGCUGGCAAGUUCAUGGCAUAUCUUGUAAGAUUGUACGUUUAAGUGCAUGAGCUAAUGCAAACCGUUGCCUUUUAAUCUCCUUUAAACUUGAAUAGCCCAUAAGAAUGUUGUAUGAAGCAAAUUUGUUUUCUUUCUCUCUCUCUCUCUCUCUCUCUCUAGGGUGUAGUCAUGUGUUUUUUCUUUUUUUUUUUAAUCAGACUUGUCAGCGUGUUUUUAUUAGGGUUGUCCUGAUACCUUUUUUUUUUUUUUUUUUUUUUUUUUUUUAAGAACGAGUACUGAUAGUUAAUUUCUGGUACACGCCGAGUCCGAUACCUAUGUUUUUGUUUUUCCUAAACUCCAUAUGAACAGUUUUAUUUCAGUUUUAUCAUCAAAAUGGUGUUUAAAUAAAUGAAAUAAUUAAAACUUUAAUCAAAUGAAAAUAUAAUUAAUUUUCAACAUAAUAUUGUAUUAUUUUUUAUCAUAUGAAGUGCUUAUAUACAGAGCCUCACUGCACAAUCCAAAAUACAACACUGGAGUUAUAUUUUGUCAAAUAAAGUGCUGCAUAACAGAGCAUCACAGAUGUUAGAUACUGCUCAAGUAAAAUACAAUUAAUACUGAUUUAUUAUUAUUAAUAUUAGUAGUAGUAGUAGUAGUAGUAGUAUUACAGUGAAUAUGACAUAACUUUACAAUAGUGAUAUAUUUCUGUCAUACUUUUUUCUAUAAAUGUACCUUUAAUUUUGACAGAGCUUUUAUUUUUAAGUGUUUCUGUGUUUUGGCCAGGAGCUCUGAGGUUUGAUGGCAGAUUACCACUCUGGAAAAGCUAGUCGCUACAUGACUUAAAGUGAUUAUUAAACUGCAAAAGGCUACUAUUUAAUUAAACAAGUAUGUACUUUGUAUGUGCCUCACACUACCACAUGAAUUUGCACUCUGUUUACUGUCAUCUGCUACAAACAGAGCGUGAUGCUCAUGACGGUGUCUUCCCUGUAUGAGCCUUGGAGGAGCUUUAACAGGAAUGAGCAGCAGGCAUCAGCACAACACUGUCUCCUCACAUUCACAAGUGCUCACAUUUGAAUUACAUGCAAACUAUAUCUUUAUCUCCAUAAAUCGCAGCUUUUGUGGUUAAAUAAUCUCACUAGGACAUAACGUGAUUUUAAUUUGUGGGCUGAAUGUUUACAGAAUGACAUUCGUAUGUCAGAUGGUAUCAGUUUUUGGUAUCGGAGCAUUUUUCCAGUACAUGAGCGUGGUAUCGGGACAUCCCUAGUUUUUAUUUAUUUUCCUUUCAGUGAAGAUUUAUGUCCUUUCAUUGAAACACUGAAUGAUUUUCAUGUUAAUUUCAUAUUAUUACACUACUUUCUUUGUAUAUGUCUAUUCUACCUUGGUUACGGUUUGAAAACGUACUUUUCAGUGAUAUACUAUGGCAAAUGCAGCUAGUCAUCAACAUAGAGAGCUGCUUUGGAAAUCUUUACCAGUCAUAUUUAUGAUGGGAUUCAGCCGUCUCUCAGUGUAAUUGAUCUUCCUCCCUUUUUUUCCCUCUCACAUUGACUAUAGUCCAGUUUUCAGUUUGUCUAGUACCAUUUUAAAAGUUGCCUGUCGAUAUUUCCAACUAUAUAGUGAUGUUAUGUCUUGUACUGAAAGUUCAUUGUUAUGCAUGGAAACACAAGCCCUAUUUAUAAGUCCUCAAGAACCUCAGAAACCUGUGGCUUCCUCUGGUUAUAGAAGAUACCAAUGAAAUGAAAGCCAGGAGGAUGAUGUGAAUGUGCUUUUGAGCUUGUGUGCCUCCAGGUGCUUCUGAUGGACUGAAUUAUCAUCAUCACUUUCAUGCCUUAAGCUUCUCACUAUCAGCGCCACUACAGCUUGGCCUGAAGAGCACAAAACAAUUGAUGGUAAUGGACCUACAAUCAAGUUUUGGUUCUUACUUGGCAAGCUGGAUAUUUGCUAUCAGAGCACCUUCUCUAUUGUUCUUAGAGUUUUCUAUAGAGCUCAAAAGAAAAGUCACAUUUCUUGAUCUCAUUGAGGAUAGCUUGUAGCUCAUUUGGUGCUUCACUUUAAUGUUAGCACAGUGAUCGUGUAUUACGAUAAUGCAGUAGUGCAUUGUGUUCAUAUCAUUUUCAUUUCUUAGCCUCUUGCCCAUUAAUUGUUUUGUGAGCAUUAAUGAAGGAUCUCUGCAGCGUUAAAACUCUCAAGACAACGAACAAAGCUGGCUCACUUUCUCAAGGGCUUACUUUCUCUUCUUUAGGUGUCUGUUUCCCUUGGGGGAGAAAGUGUGUGUAAACAACGAUGUGUGUUUGUCAAUGACAAUCAUAAAUAGAGGUGGAAUUGGUGAUGACUUGAAUAGAUCACUUUUCAGGUCUUCAUUUACUUAAGAUAUUCUCCACUCACAGUCUCCAUCUUCUUAAGUAAACAGUUGUCCUGGUCUUCAUAAAUCAAAAACUCAAUCAAAAAAACUCAAAACUGUAAGAGGAAUAGAUAUCUAACUGCUUUGUGCUAGUAAUGUUUGUUUAGCUUUCAAGUGUUUUGUAUUUUCGUGUUUCUUUAGUGCCCUGUUAGUGGGCUAUGAUGGGAGCAACCAUUCUUGUUUUUGAAUCACAAACCCGACUGAAACAUUUGCAAAACGUAAAAUAAGAUCAACUAUCUACAAUAAUAGAAAGAGAUUUUUUUUUUUCAAUGUGAAAGGAAAAAAUAAAAUCAAACAACUGUUACAACUGGUCAAAUAAAAUGCUCAAAUGAAAACAC